GAAGCGUCUGUUUCGCUCACGCGGCUUCCGGUUCGUUCCGCCCCCUCACAUCAUGGCGGCCGCGGUGCUGAGCCGGUGCAGUGCUGCUCUGGUUCGGUGCCGUGCUCUGCGCUGCUCGGUCCUGGGUGGGACUAAUGGCAGGACAGGACCAGUGGGAGACCAGUACCUGCUUCGGGAAGAAUCCUCCUAUUCUGCACUUCCUAAUGACUACAAUUGUGAAGUCAAGCUGGCUCUGACAUCAGAUGGGAAAACCAUUGUCUGCUACCAUCCGACAAUAGAUAUUCCAUAUGAGCACACCAAGCCUAUUCCUCGACUAGAUCCAUUACACAACCAGGAAGAAUCGCAUGAGCAGGUUCUAAAAGCCAGACUGCACGAAGCUGAGGGUAAACCUGCACCAACCAUGGAAGAACUGAGCAAGAUGUUCUUCACCACCAAGCACCGAUGGUAUCCUAUUGGCCAAUACCGCAGAAGACGAAUAAAGAAAGACCCUCCUAAAGAUCGCUGACUUUGAUUCAAGCUUUCCUGCUUGGAGAUUACAAAAUGCCCCCAUUCAACACGGCAUGAUAUAUAUGUGUGAAAGUGACAAAUAAAAGUUUGUGUUUAAUUUU
Messenger RNA from Bufo gargarizans (Asiatic toad), 608 nucleotides. It is a transcript of the gene MRPL42, whose product is annotated as mitochondrial ribosomal protein L42. Gene Ontology annotation, cellular component: mitochondrial large ribosomal subunit. The transcript is spliced from 5 exons. The coding region runs from base 53 to 505 and encodes 150 amino acids. The record is from RefSeq and is a predicted model, not a curated record. NCBI's taxonomy places the organism in Eukaryota, Metazoa, Chordata, Amphibia, Anura, Bufonidae.